UUAUACUUAAGCUGCGUUUUCUAUUGUCGUAUACUCGUACGAAAACUUUUCAGGUGGUUUCUCUCGUGACGUAUAUCAAAGAACAACAUUUGAUUAUUUAAAAUUCUUAAUAUAGUUGAUAUCAAAUUUUAGUCAAAUGUGGGCAAUCCGAUUCAUAACAGAUGUUGUUUCGAGGUCAACUUUUGUGUCCCUUGCCCUCUUGUAUCUUCUGCUGUUACCAUCAGUAGUUGAGUCCAGAGUAGCCGAGGGAGGCUUGUUCGACAGAGAGAUCGAGGAACUUCUGGCCGUUAAGCAGCGAGGAACAUACGUGGAAUGCGAGCCACAUGAGUUCAGAUGUUCCCCUAGAGAAUGCAUCGAUGAAUCAGAAUACGAAGGAGGCAUCAGAUGUGAUGGAGUUCAACAGUGCAGAUCAUCAAAUAAAGAUGAGAAAAAUUGCGCCUGGACAAGAGAAAUGCAGCUCUGAGGACAUUUUCUUCCAUAAAUGUGUUUAUUUUGUUCUAAAAACGAUAUUAAUUAAAAAAUAAAAAAAAUU
This is a messenger RNA of Symsagittifera roscoffensis, 532 nucleotides long. RefSeq lists its product as uncharacterized. The transcript has 4 exons. The coding region runs from base 137 to 463 and encodes 108 amino acids. NCBI's taxonomy places the organism in Eukaryota, Metazoa, Xenacoelomorpha, Acoela, Convolutidae. Gene Ontology annotation, molecular function: protein binding. The record is from RefSeq and is a predicted model, not a curated record.